Molecule: messenger RNA, 1074 nt
Organism: Lampris incognitus (smalleye Pacific opah)
Lineage: Eukaryota; Metazoa; Chordata; Actinopteri; Lampriformes; Lampridae
Gene: wnt11
Product: wingless-type MMTV integration site family, member 11
Exons: 5
Coding region: 1-1074 (357 amino acids)
Biological process (GO): neuron differentiation; canonical Wnt signaling pathway; multicellular organism development
Cellular component (GO): extracellular region
Molecular function (GO): cytokine activity; frizzled binding
Source: RefSeq, a predicted model, not a curated record
AUGAGGAACACCCCUCAUGUCCUGCCUCUCGGCGUGCUCGCUGUGCUGCUGCUCUCUCAGCUCUGCUCCGGCAUCAAAUGGCUAUCGUUAUCGCACACGCCCACGUCUCUGCACAUCAACCAGACCCAACACUGUAAGCUGCUGCCGGGCCUGGUGUCCUCCCAGGCCCAGCUAUGCCGCAGCAACCUGGAGCUCAUGCAAACAAUUAUCCAAGCGGCCCGCGAGGUCAAGAAAACCUGCCAGAAGACCUUCGCCGACAUGCGCUGGAACUGCUCCUCCAUCGAGAUCCCCCUCGACGCGACCAAGUUCCGGCCGGACCUUGACCGAGGGACGAGGGAGUCCGCGUUCGUCUACGCCCUGUCGGCGGCGACCAUCAGCCAUACCAUAGCACGGGCGUGCACGUCGGGGGACCUGCGGCUGUGCUCGUGCGGCCCGAUCCCCGGGGAGAUCCCGGAGCCCGGCUACCGCUGGGGCGGCUGUGCGGACAACCUGCACUACGGCCUGGUCAUGGGCUCCAAGUUCUCCGACGCCCCCAUGAAGAUGAAGAGGGCGGGGUCGCACGCCAACAAACUGAUGCACCUGCACAACAGUGAGGUCGGGAGACAGGCCCUGAGGGAUGCGCUGGUGAUGAAGUGUAAAUGCCACGGCGUGUCGGGUUCCUGCUCCAUAAGGACCUGCUGGAGAGGCCUGCAGGACCUGAGGGACAUCGCCAUGGACCUGAAGACCAAGUACCUGUCCGCCACGAAAGUGGUUCACCGACCCAUGGGCACGCGGAAGCAGCUUGUGCCCAAAGACAUCGACAUCAGACCCGUGAGGGAGAAUGAGCUGGUUUACCUGCAGAGCUCCCCAGACUUCUGCGCCAAGAACGAAAAACUGGGGUCCGUCGGCACGCAGGACAGGCAGUGCAACAAAACGUCGGUCGGCAGCGACAGCUGUGACCUGAUGUGCUGCGGCCGCGGCUACAACCCCUACUCGGAGAAACUGGUGGAGCGCUGCCACUGCAAGUACCACUGGUGCUGCUACGUCACCUGCAAGAAAUGCGAGAGGAUGGUGGAGCGAUACGUCUGCAAGUGA